GCGAGCUGUUGUCCUUUUUGUUGCCUCUAUUGAGAGUUAACAACAAGAUGGGUCUUGCGAUCAAGAAGCCGGCCGAUGUGCCUGGCAAGACAUGGCCCGCUAUUGUCAUCGGCCUGUUCGUGGCCUUUGGUGGUGUCCUCUUUGGAUAUGAUACCGGCACAAUCUCCGGCAUCCUCGCCAUGCCCUACUUCAUCGAAUCCUUCCGAACCGGCAACAACGAACGCAUCACCGCCAGCGAAGACUCCCUCAUCGUCUCCAUCCUCUCUGCUGGAACUUUCUUCGGAGCCUUGACUGCCGCCCCCGUCUCCGAUCGUCUCGGUCGUCGCUGGGGAUUGAUUUUCUCUUGCGGGAUCGUUUUCAAUCUCGGAGUCAUUUUGCAAACCGCGGCUACUGCGCAGCCUUUGCUCAUUGCUGGACGUUUUUUUGCCGGGUAUGGAGUGGGUUUGCUUUCUGCUAUGGUUCCGCUUUAUCAGUCUGAGACUGCGCCGAAGUGGAUUCGAGGGACGAUUGUGGGGGCUUAUCAGUGGGCUAUUACUAUUGGUCUCUUCCUUGCCGCCAUCGUCAACUACGCCACCAAGAACCGCGACGAUUCUGGAAGUUAUCGUAUCCCCAUCGCGGUCCAAUUCGCCUGGUCAAUUAUCGUCUGUGUUGGCAUGUUCAUUCUGCCAGAGACGCCUCGAUUCUUGAUCAAACAGGAUAAAUCUGAAGCUGCUGCUGCGGCUCUCGCGAAGAUUCGUCGUUUGCCUGCGGAUCACCCGGCUGUUAUUGAAGAGUUAUCUGAGAUUCAGGCGAACCAUAAUUAUGAGUUGAGCUUGGGUAAGAGUUCGUAUUUGGAUAUUGUGAAGGGUUCUAUUGGAAAGCGACUUGCGACUGGUUGUGCUUUGCAGGCUUUGCAGCAGCUUACUGGUGUUAACUUCAUUUUCUACUACGGAACGCAAUAUUUCGAAAACGCCGGUUUCGAGGCUGGUGGCUUUACGAUUCAAGUCAUCACUAACGUCGUCAACGUCGUUUCUACUCUGCCUGGUCUCUAUCUCGUCGAGAAAAUGGGUCGAAGAGGUCUUCUGCUCAUGGGAGCUAUUGGCAUGUGUAUCUGCCAAUUCAUCGUCGCAAUUACUGGAACGGCCGCCCCAGAAGACAACUUGUCUGCUCAGCGCGCGGCUGUAGCGUUCGUUUGCAUUUACAUCUUCUUCUUCGCUUCCUCCUGGGGUCCGGUCGCUUGGGUCGUUACUGGAGAGCUUUUCCCAUUGAAGGUUCGAGCAAAGUGUUUGUCGCUUACGACGGCUAGCAACUGGCUCCUCAAUUGGGCGAUCGCCUACUCAACCCCCUACCUCGUCAACGACGGCCCCGGAAACGCAAACCUCCAAUCCAAAGUCUUCUUCAUCUGGGGUUCUUUCUGUUUCGUCUGCAUCUCUUUCGUUUGGUUUUGUAUUUACGAAACUAAGGGUUUGUCGCUUGAGGAAGUUGAUGAACUUUAUGCACGGGUGUCGAAGGCUUGGGAGAGUACGAAGUUUGUGCCGGAGAUCAAGUUUAGUGAGGUGCAGAAGGAUGGGAGGAAUUUGAGUAUCGCGGAGGCGGCGGCUGAGGUUGAGAGGAGUAAGAGUGAGACGAGGGUUGUGGAGGAGAAGGGGUUGGCGUAAGGAGAUGCCGUAGAAAUAAGGCUGG
Messenger RNA from Cercospora beticola, 1662 nucleotides. RefSeq names its product sugar porter family MFS transporter. Gene Ontology annotation, cellular component: membrane. The record is from RefSeq and is a predicted model, not a curated record. Gene Ontology annotation, biological process: transmembrane transport; carbohydrate transport. Gene Ontology annotation, molecular function: carbohydrate:proton symporter activity. Lineage: Eukaryota; Fungi; Ascomycota; Dothideomycetes; Mycosphaerellales; Mycosphaerellaceae.